This is a messenger RNA of Schistosoma intercalatum, 1014 nucleotides long. Lineage: Eukaryota; Metazoa; Platyhelminthes; Trematoda; Strigeidida; Schistosomatidae. The record is from the annotation of a GenBank genome assembly.
AUUUUGCUGUAGUAUUCUCUAAAAGCCUAGUACAAAUUUCUUAUGUCGAAUUCAUUAACUUGUUCGUAUUAUAAUACUACUACAAUAACAAUGGUUGCAUGAAUUAUUUGCUGUUUGCUUAAACGUAGCACACAUUUCGUGAUCACGCAGUCUGUGAAAACGAUGGAGCCAUCCCUGAUGUAGAUGAAUGUUUAUAGCUCAAAGCUGCCCAGUUGACUAAAUUUUAAUGUCUGACUUAGCAGUAUGCCGGUUUGCGUACGAUGGGGUUGUUACCGCAGUACUAAAAAUAUUGGGAUCAGAUGGCGAAAAGUCGUUUGUUGACCAGGCUGGGCGAAAUCCUCUUCAUUGGGCGGCUUGUGGGGGUCAUUUAGAGUUGGUGAAAGUUCUUCUGACUAGAGGUUUCGAUAAAGAUUGCAAAGAUCAGUCUAACUGGACUCCACUUAUGAUUGCUAUUUCCGCUGGACGUGGUAAUGUAGCUUCAUAUCUUAUAGAGCAAGAGCAUGCUGAUGUAAAUGUAAUAAAUUCGACAGGUCAGUGCUGUCUUCACUAUUGUGCUUCUAAAAAUCGUCUUCAGUUAGUCAAACAGCUAUUAAAUGCUGGUGCUAAACCAGACGUAAAAGAUUGGGGAGGAGUUACACCGCUUCAUCGUGCAAUCGCUACAGAAAACCUAGAUAUAGCCAAACAUCUUUUAGACCAUACAAUCACUGAAAAUGAUGUUGGUAAUGAAGAAGGCUGCAAUAAACUGUUUUCAACGCUUGUUGAUUUAACUGACAAACAAGGCCAAACACCUCUACAUUAUGCAUGCGAAGAAGGCAAUUUCCAAGCUGCAACUUUACUAAUGAAUUAUGGUGCCUCUAUAAAUCAUAAAGAUACAGAUGGCAGAACACCCAUAGAUGUUGCCCCGGACCAUUUGCGAAUGAAUUUGUUAAAACUAUUAAAAGCUAAAUAAAAAAAAUAAUCUUUUUAUAAAUAUUCGUUUAUUCCCAAAUAAAAAACUAUUUUAUACGUAAAGUC